GUAUCCUUGGAAACUAGAAUCAAAGUUAGAACUCUCAGAAACUAUGAAGGUUCACUAACUCUGCCCAGGAAGUAUACCAGACUUUUGAGGAUAAUUCUUAAAGCAAGAUAUGUUUCAUGAAGAGUUUAUUACACUUUGAAGCAAAAGCGUAUCAAUUUGAAAACUCCAUCUGUAUCUCAAAUGUGGUGUCUUUUCAUGGUGAUGUGUUUCAUCCUACCUUUUGGAAAUAGCCAUGGUGCCUUUCGAAAUCGAAGAUCUGUAAAUCCUGAAGCAAACAUGAAUAUUAGCCAAAUUAUAUCCUACUGGGGCUAUCCUGAUGAAAAGUAUGAUAUUGUAACUGAAGAUGGCUAUAUCCUGGGACUUUAUAGAAUUCCUUAUGGAAAAGCAAAUAACAAUAACUCAGCUCAGAGACUUGUUGUGUAUUUGCAACAUGGUCUGCUCACAUCUGCCAGCAGCUGGGUCUCCAAUCUCCCCAACAAUAGCCUGGGCUUUGUGCUGGCAGACGCUGGUUAUGAUGUGUGGAUGGGAAACAGCAGAGGGAGUACCUGGUCCAGGAAACAUAGGUACCUAAAAACCAAUUCCAAAGAAUUCUGGGCUUUCAGUUUUGAUGAAAUGGCUAAAUAUGACAUUCCAGCCUCCAUUGAUUUUGUUGUGAAACAAACUGGACAAGAGGAGAUAUUUUAUAUAGGCCAUUCACAGGGCACAACCAUAGCUUUCAUAGCAUUUUCCACAUUACCAAAGAUAGCUGAAAAAAUUAAAAUAUUUUUUGCCUUAGCACCAGUUUUUUCUAUUGUACACACAAAAUGUCCUUUACUUAAAAUGGCAUACAAGGUGAAGCCAAUAAUCAAGGCAUUUUCUGGUGACAAAGACUUCUUACCCAAAACCUCAUUUAACAAAUUUAUUGGUUCAAAGCUAUGUCCCCUACCAAUUUUUGAAAAGAUUUGUGUUGGAAACUUGUUUAUGAUAUAUGGAUAUGACCAAGAGAACUUAAAUAUGAGUCGCUUGGAUGUAUAUUUCUCACAUAACCCAGCAGGAACAUCUGUUCAAAACAUGGUCCACUGGAGUCAGCUUUUAUAUUCUAGUCGUUUGAAAGCCUUUGACUGGGGAAGUCCUGAACUGAACUUGCUUCAUUUCAAUCAGACAACAUCCCCAUUGUACAGUGUGACAAAUAUGACAGUGCCAACCGCCACUUGGAAUGGUGAACAAGAUUUGCUGGCUGACCCAGAAGAUGUUGAAACUUUACGAUCAGAAAUCAAAUACCACAUUUACCAUAAAACUAUUUCUUACUAUAAUCAUAUAGACUUUUUGUUUGGGAUGGAUGCCUACGAGCAAGUUUACCGUGAAAUUGUUGCAAUUAUGCAGGUCAACCCGUGACGAACCAUGAGACUCCAGGAUUGUGGAUCUAUAACAUUCUUAUUAAAGUCCCAUUACUUUUUCU
Ochotona curzoniae (black-lipped pika) is the source of this 1438-nucleotide messenger RNA. RefSeq names its product lipase family member J (gene LIPJ). The transcript is spliced from 11 exons. Gene Ontology annotation, molecular function: hydrolase activity, acting on ester bonds. Gene Ontology annotation, biological process: lipid metabolic process. Bases 181 to 1374 code for a protein of 397 amino acids. The record is from RefSeq and is a predicted model, not a curated record. NCBI's taxonomy places the organism in Eukaryota, Metazoa, Chordata, Mammalia, Lagomorpha, Ochotonidae. Gene Ontology annotation, cellular component: intracellular membrane-bounded organelle.